Messenger RNA from Lytechinus pictus (painted urchin), 5371 nucleotides. Its product is annotated as transient receptor potential cation channel subfamily A member 1 homolog. The record is from RefSeq and is a predicted model, not a curated record. Gene Ontology annotation, biological process: transmembrane transport; monoatomic ion transport. The transcript has 17 exons. NCBI's taxonomy places the organism in Eukaryota, Metazoa, Echinodermata, Echinoidea, Temnopleuroida, Toxopneustidae. Gene Ontology annotation, cellular component: membrane. Gene Ontology annotation, molecular function: protein binding; monoatomic ion channel activity. The coding region runs from base 359 to 2557 and encodes 732 amino acids.
AGUUCUUCCAACGCUGGAGUAAAAUAUAUAUUGAAUGCAGUAGAGAGCGUGCAAGUUGAAUAUCACAGAAUUUCUAUUGUGACGCUCGGUUGUAUUAUAUUUGUGCUAUUCAAUAUUGAAGGAUGGCAUGCAGGCUCACAUAGUCGUUUGUAGGCCUAGCGAUGGGUUCUCAACCUCAACAAACAAGUCGAAGAAAGCCAUUAUUAUUUCCAGUAACUCGUGUUCAUUUUCCGUGUUGGCAUUUGUCGUGUCUAUGAGAGGUAUAAUCAUCGCAGUAUUACAAACAUCAUCCGUGCCAACAUGGGCAAUGUCACAUGCGUACUGAAGGUUUGACGUUGAUAUAUGUGUUCAAGUAAGAAUGGAAAUGAAGCAAGCUGCUGCAACAAGCGAGACAGAUCAGGAGAAUGCGACGACUAACCGCAUCAUUACGGCAGCAAAAUAUGGCACUUUUGAUAAAUUGCGAGACGCUUUGGAGGCGGAUUCCAGUAAGAUUAACACUACAAACAGCAAUGGAUUGUCACCACUCUUUUUAGCCGUGAAAGGGGGCAGUCUGCCAUGUGUUAAACUUCUCGUCUCGAAAAACGCAGACGUGAAUAUGAUGGCUAGAUCAAGCCUGGUUGUGACAGGACCGUCGGAGGAUGCAUGGACACUAGCUUACUCUGAGUGUGCAUUAUCACCAUUCCUUCUUGCCUGUCGACUCGGCCACCAGUCGAUAGUCGAGUUCCUGUUCUACAACGGUGCUGAUCUACGCCAGACCAGUGCCGAUGAUGAUCUCAAUUGCUUAUCCUUGGCCAUCAUGUAUAACCGGGAGGAUACUUCGAAGUUUUUGGUGACGCAUACCGAUUUCGAUACACUCUUGGUCCUUAUGAAGACGAAGUCACAUGACCUCACUUUGGGCCUUGGACGUCGACCAUUCAAAAUUUCCACGCCUAUGAGACAGCUCAUACAAUAUAUGCCUGAUGUAGCUGAGAUCGUAAUGGAUAGAUGCAUCACAUUAAAUGAAAAUGGCGAUGAAGUCACGUGCUAUCUGGAACUUCUCGAUGACUACUUUUCUCCUUGGGCGCAGCAGAAGAAAUAUACCAAUGAUGUCUUUGGUGAUGAAGGAAACUUACUAGUGAAUGCUCAACCAAAUCGUACUCACAUAGAAGAUGACAAUACUGAUGUCUUUGACGACGACGGAAAGCUAGUCGUGGACGUUGAACCGAAUCAUACUCAAAUAAGAAAUGGUAAUCACCCAUUGGCCCUCAUGCAAGAACAGGUGCGCCACGUCCAUCUUCUGACCCAUCCUCUGUCCAUCAAGCUCAUCGAACACAAAUGGCGAGUCUUUGGAUUCGCGUUGAACUUGGUCUCGCUCCUUGUGUAUCUCAUCUUUCUAUUUUUCCUCACUGGAUACGUGUUGGUGAAUCCUCCUUCUUUCUACUUCACGUUCUACAAUGCAACCCACGUCGAAUGGUUCUACAAUGCGAGCAAGCUGUUACCUGAUGAAACGUAUUCUGAUGCUGCAAAGUAUUUCUUUGGGAGUAACAGUGCUGGAUUCCUGUUGACGUUGGUUGUCCUCAAUGUUAUCAAAGAGAUAUUUCAGUUGUACAGCCAAGGGCAGAGUUACUUUAAUUACCAGAGUCUUUUAGAAUGGUCUAUCUACGUGUUGACAUUCUGUCUCGUAAUACCAGUCAGUGAAGCCCAAUACGAAGAAUAUGUGUUAAGACAGAAAUGGCAAUGGCAGUGUGGUGCAUUGGCUAUCUUUCUGGCAUGGAUUAACCUCACCCUCUACGUUCGACAAACGUCAACCCUCGGUAUCUACGUCAUCAUGUUUGAAGAUGUUCUACUCAGUACUGUUCAAUUUCUUGCCGUCAUCUUGCUCUUCAUUGUGGCAUUUGCUUUGGCCUUCAACACCUUACUUUUAAAUCAGACCGAUUUCCAUUCCUUCGGGGAUGCCUUUCUUCGAACGUUUGCCAUGACAACAGGAGAGCUUGAUUUUAGUCGGAUGUUUCACUCUCAGAACUACCUUGGGACUAAGAACGAGAGCCCAGUUGAAGACUACAUUCUGACUGCUGUCUUCUCAGAUAUCAUCACCAGCAUCACCUUUGUUGUCUUUGUCAUCACGAUGCCCAUCAUUGCCAUGAACUUGUUGGUUGGUGUAGCCGUUGAGGACAUUCAUCGCAUAAGGCAGAAGGCAACAUUCUAUUACAUGAAGUUAAAGGUGGAUAGUGUAAUAUCAGGAGAGAAUAUGGCUUUUGGUACCCCACUACGUAAAUACGUCAUAAGAUGGCUUCCUAUCACGGUUCAGUCGAUGAAGAUGCGACUUUCACGUCAAUCCAGAGCAGCAAGGUUUCGUUCUUGGUUUACUUCUGUCUUCGAUUUUGAAAAGCUUCGAGAAACCGUUCGAGAGGUCUGUUUGAAAAACCAGGAGAGAAAAGAACUUCGCGCAAAGAGUUCAUCUAGCAGUCAGGGUGACCAGACCGAUGGUGGAAAUGACCAAACCGUUCUUCAAAAGCUACGUCAAAUGCGAGACGAAAUCAAUGGAAUGAUAAGUCAAGUUGAACAUAAUACUGUCUAAAGGUAUAGGAAAAGUAAAGAGAAACGGCGAGCGGAAUUAUAUUCGUCUAUGCUAAACAUUCAUUCUACAGAUGCCUUUAUCGAGUUUUCACUCCCUUUAAUUGUUCAAUCUCGAAUUCUACGUGGGAGAAACAAGUCUAGAACUCAAAGUGAUGAAAGAGGAUGGUGCACUGAUCUGACACUUUGUCAUUUUGGUAACUACCAUGAUAACAGGGAAAGCUGCCAGUGGUACGUACUGUGAUGGCGAACUUACCUCUCAUUUGGGCCCUAAGCUUCAGUACUACCUUCCGUACCUUGUCCUAUAAGACAUGACCUGAUGGAAGAAGGAACCACUACAUGCUCACUUUCUCACCCCUCCAAAAAUACCCACGAAUUGUUUUUAGACGCGCCAUUUUGUUUCAAAUUUUGAAAGAGAAAACACAAUUCAGUCAAAGUAUAUGAGUCACAUUACUGUACAGUUCAUGGAGUGAAAAUUUCGAUAAUGCAAAACAUCCCGAAGCUUAGCUUCAUUGAUUUUCUAUCAUGUUUUCUUCACCUUUUUCUGCGUAAAAUCUUUUAUAUUGGAAUGGAGCGAGUGCAAGAAAAAUAUCUUAUUUCUAGAAAUGAGCAAUAUGAAUGAUUUUUUUAGCUUUUAUGUAGGGCCUAUAUUAGACCGCUUACAUUACCCAAUUCGCUCCCACCACCUUAUGCAUUAUACGUAUUAUGAUACAUUAAACAAGCUAGCGGAAGAAAAAUAAACACUUUAUGUGAUAUAGUUCAUCAUAAAUCGCGCUAUUCAGUGCGUAUCAAAAAAAGUUUACACUUUGAAAAAGCCCUGGGAAUUAAAAAAUAUACAACAUGUGGGUAACUUUUUCACAUAUAAUAUUGGGUUUGGGUCUCAUCUAUUCAGUGAAAGUAAAAGUUUUGACAGAAUGUUACACUUGAGUGGGCACUGUCCAUUUUUGUAAAGCUCGCAGAAAUGCUCGUUUUCACGCUGUGUAGGGGAAAGGGCAAAAUCAAACUUACCCUGCGAAACAUCUUUUACAUUUCCCUUGCACUUUUAGUCAAUUGAAGUAAAACGGAUACAUUUAAGCAUUUUGUAACAAUUUUGCCACCCAAAUUGAAAUUUCAACACUUAGUAAUAAUAAUAAUAAUAAUAGCCAAUUUUUAUAAAGCGCUUUUCCCAGAAUGGCUCAAAGCGCGUUACAGCAUAUUAUUACCCCGGUCAUUGGAUUCAUUUCAAUCCCGCACGAAAAAUGCACAAUUUCCACUCCCUGGGGAGCAUUCCUUGCAUUCAUCGCAGCCUCAUAAUGGCGCUGGCCAAAUCAAACAUACAAUAUCUUUCGCAUCCUACCGGAUACCCAUUUAGCACCUGGGUCGAGAGUGGCAAAGUGUGGAUUAACGCCUUGCCAAAGGACGCUAGACUGCGAUGGGAUUCGAACACACGACCAUCUGUAUACAAGGCGAGAGUCAGAACCACUACACCACGGCUCUUCCACAACCUUUACCCUUUUUGUGCCAGCUGGAUCUGAGGACAUAAAUGAAUCUGAACAAACGUUUAUAUCAGACAUCUCCAGCAUUUUUUCACUAAGUUUUUAUCAUUUAAAGUGAGUUUACAUUUCAUUUUUCAUUUAAUACUUGUUUCUCCACACUUUUUCCAAACUUGACAAUGAUUAACAAAAUGAAAAUCGAGCCUAAGCCAUUUCAUGUAAAUCACAGCUCAGUGUAAAAUAAAUAUCGUCACGAUGGACUCGGUGUGUGGGGGGAGUGGUGUGGGGCGCAAUGCACUCUUCGAAGUGUUUUGGGCAAGGAAACAAGUUAAAAAGGGUAAAAAGAUAUCUUCAAAUAAAUUUUACUAGCUAAAUUCCACGUAUUCUUCAUGAUAAAGGUCUACUUUUAUUCGCAUAACUAUUCCAAAGUUCUGCGCAAAUCAUUUUUCACUAACUUUUCAACAGUAAGUGGUGCUCACUCAAGCGGAAAUAUUUUUUGACAGUUAUAUCGUCAUUUGCUUAAAUGGAUCUGUACCAAUGUCAAAAUGUGGAAAAAUCUUCAGGAUAUUAAAAAUAUAUAAUCUCACAGGAUUUUUUCUAAGUGUAAACCUUUUUUUGGAUACGCACUGUAUAAGCAUACCGUAGUAAAAACGAUGUUUAGAUUCAAUCUUUAGACUGCAUCUCCGUAAUGUCUUUUCCUUGUAAUUCUUUUGAUUAUUGUUUGAUAACAAAUAAUAUUGAUCACCUAAGAUCUUGUUUAGGCCAUUGUCGAACGAGGAAAGAAUCUGUUCUUAGAGGCCUUAUAUUUCUUACUAAAACAAUAUGGAUGGAUACCUUGUUGGAAAUUUUAUUGUGUAUUUAAUCAUCAAAAUGGCUGAAUUUGCUUGUUUUCUAAAUUGCGUUGCCCUUUCUGUCAUUUAUGACAACACAACACAACAAUUUAUAUUAUACGAUUUUGCAUGAAAACAAAUUAAAGAAUAUGGAGGGCAUGUGUGUGUGUGUGUGGGGGGGGGGUCAUAAUGCUUUCAUUUAUCAACAAACUUUUUAUAAAGUUCUAUCUUGUGUACAUCUUUUUCUUGAACUUUUUGUUUAGCUUGCUAAUCGUAAUUAUUCACCGUACGCAAAGGAGUAACAGCGAGAUUUAUAUUUUUUUAUGUUACAAGCGUACUAUGAUAUCUUAGACAAAUUAUUACAAUCUUACGAUCACGGUUCGGUACAGAUAUGAUUAGUUAUAUAAUAUCUAGAUUAGAUGUUAUAUUUAAAAAUGUCAUUAUUUGGCAGAUUAUUUUCCGAUGAUUAAAUUCAUUUUGAAAUAAAUAAUAUAAUGCAGAAAUCAAUUAUGUGUA